AUGUUGAAGGAGUAUAUAGUGAAGAACGAAGCCAUGAUCCAAAGCCAAGCAACAUCAUUGAGAAACUUAGAAAACCAAGUUGGGCAACUAGCUAAUGAGCUUAGAAAUAGACCCCAUGGUACAUUACCAAGUGAUACUGAGAAUCCAAGAAAUGUGAGCAAGGAACAUUGUAAAGCCAUCACUUUGAGAAGUGGGAAAGAGUUGGAGCAUUCCAAGAAAUUUUUUGGACAUGAGGGUGAGCCCUCUUCAAUCCAAAUAAAUGAGGAAAUCCAAAAAGAUGCUGAAAUUCCUAGUGUACAAAAAUCUACCUCGACCCAGAAUGCUGCUGGAAUGUCGCACUAUAAGCAUCUAGACAGCUCAAUUUCAAAGCAACCACCUCCAUUUCCCCAACAUUUUCAAAAGCAAAAGUUGGACUCACAAUUCAAGAAAUUUUUAGAUAUGUUGAAGCAGUUGCAUAUCAACAUCUCACUUGUAGAGGCACAUGAGAAAAUGCCUAACUAUGUGAAAUUCAUGAAAGAUGUUCUUAUAAGGAAGAGAAGCAUUAAUUUGAUGCCAAUGUCUGUUUUCAAGCAAUUGGGGAUCAGAGAAGUUAGACAUACUAUAGUUAAUCUUGAACUUGCAGAUAGAUCUCUUGCUCAUCCAGAUGGGAAGAUUGAAGAUGUGUUGGUGAGGGUAGACAAAUUCAUAUUCCCUGCUGAUUUUAUUGUGCUAGACUAUGAGAUGGAUAGAGAGGUGCCCAUUAGCUUGGGGAGGCCAUUUCUUGCAACAGGAAGAACUUUAAUAGAUGUGUAG
This is a messenger RNA of Humulus lupulus (European hop), 792 nucleotides long. RefSeq lists its product as uncharacterized. Bases 1 to 792 code for a protein of 263 amino acids. The record is from RefSeq and is a predicted model, not a curated record. The transcript is spliced from 2 exons. Lineage: Eukaryota; Viridiplantae; Streptophyta; Magnoliopsida; Rosales; Cannabaceae.